Hymenoscyphus albidus is the source of this 1566-nucleotide messenger RNA. Lineage: Eukaryota; Fungi; Ascomycota; Leotiomycetes; Helotiales; Helotiaceae. The record is from the annotation of a GenBank genome assembly.
GUUGAGUCACGGGUGAAUUGUUAUCCUAUGGAUAGGUAAAACUCUACAACCACAACCACAACCACAAACUCCUCCAGUCGGUGAAUUAGAAAUAGUAAACCUUCAACAAUAUGUCUCUCACCAACGCAUCCCCAGCUGAAGCUGCGAAAGCUGCAAAAUUAGCAUCUCACAGUCUCUCAACCCUCCCUACAUCCGCGAGGAAUCAUGCUUUGACAGCCAUCCACUCAGCUUUGUCCCAGGCCAAAGACGAAAUUUUGCUUGCAAAUGCUAAGGAUCUCAAACAAGCUUUGGAGGCAGCAAAUAAUGGAGAAUUGAGUCUGAGUAUCAUCUCACGCCUGGAUUUGGGAAAGAAGGGGAAAUGGGAGGAUAUGCUCAAGGGCAUUUUGGAUGUUCGAGAUCUUGAGGACCCUGGUAUAUCUCGCUUCACAACACUAUCAAAAAACUCCGGGACUAAUUUUUGAUUUGGUAGUUGGAAAGAUUUCAUUGCGCACGAAACUUGACGACGGACUGAAUCUUGAAAGAGUUUCAUGUCCUAUUGGAGUCCUUCUCAUCAUCUUCGAAGCUCGACCUGAAGUUAUUGCCAAUAUUGCAUCACUAGCCAUCAAAUCCGGAAAUUCUGCAAUUCUCAAAGGUUUGUUGAUUCCGUUUGUAUGACUACAAUCUUUCGGCUAACGGAAGUAUCCAGGUGGAAAGGAAUCAACCGAAUCUUUCAUUGCCAUCUCUAAAGUCAUUUCAUCUGCCCUGGAACUCACCCAAGUGCCAAACAACGCAAUUCAACUAGUAACGACUCGAGACGUCAUUCCUCAGUUACUUCAACAAGAUCAGUAUAUCGAUCUUGUCAUUCCUCGAGGAUCCAAUGAGCUCGUCCGAUACAUCAAGGACUCCACCAAAAUCCCGGUUCUUGGCCACGCCGACGGUCUCUGUUCCAUUUACUUAGAACAUACUGUCUCCCCAGAACUCGCCGUCAAUGUCAUAGUCGAUUCAAAGACAUCAUACCCAGCAGCAUGUAACAGUGUCGAGACGCUUCUUGUUGAAGAGGCAUCCUUAGAUACUCUACUUCCACAAGUAGCCGAGGCUCUCUUAGCAAAAGGAGUUUCCCUUCGUUGUGAUGCUUCUAGUAAAGCCGCACUCACAUCAAAACUUCCAGCAAGCUCUUCUGCCAUAUUACAAGACGCAGAAGAAGUCGAUUUCGACACUGAACAUCUUUCAUUAACCCUAGCCAUAAAGACCGUUCCUGGACUUACAGAUGCUGUGACUCACAUCAACACCCACGGCUCCCAUCACACAGAUUGUAUUCUCACCUCAUCCUCAGAACUCGCAGAAAGCUUCAUUGCUGGCGUCAACUCGGCGGGAGUGUUCUGGAACACAAGUACCAGAAUGGCCGAUGGAAUGCGCUACGGAUUUGGAACAGAAGUAGGAAUCAGCACCAACAAAAUCCAUGCCCGGGGUCCGGUAGGACUUGAAGGUCUGAUGAUUUACAAAUACGUGAUUCGGGGAUCGGGACAAAUCACAGUUUCAUACGGAGAAGGUGAGGGACACAAACCGUUCAAGCAUGAGAAAAUGUAA